CAACACCUAUCGAUAUGUGCACCCUACGUUGACCUGGCAACCCUGCGGCAGCUACCAUUUUGCAAAAGAUUUUGCUCAACACGUGUUCGCCGCUGGUUUUGUGUGGAAUUAAUAUUAAAUAUUACCUACCAUGGCUGAGGAAUCAUUCUACGGAGUCACUCUGACCGCCGAGAGCGACAGCGUCACGUGGGAUGUGGACGAGGACUACGCACGCGGCCAGAAGCUGGUCAUCAAACAGAUCCUCCUGGGCGCCGAGGCCAAGGAGAACGAGUUCAACGUGGUCGAGGUGAACACACCCAAGGACUCCGUGCAAAUUCCCAUCGCCGUGUUGAAGGCUGGAGAGACCCGCGCCGUUAAUCCCGACGUGGAGUUCUACGAGUCGAAGGUGACGUUCAAGCUGAUCAAGGGCAGCGGACCCGUCUACAUCCACGGGCACAACAUCAAGGACGAUGUGGAGGUGGUCGACAUGGAGGAGGAUGACGACGAGGACGAUGUGGCCGAGGAUGAGGAGGACGAGCACCCAAAGAAGCGCGCCAAGAUCGAAAACGCCGCCGAUGGUAAAAAUGCCAAGAACAACAAGAAGAAGUAAACUGCUGACCGCCAAUCAUCCAUCGAGGUUUAAGCUAUGAACGUGUAGAUUUUAAAGCAAAAACAGUUUUAGGCCCUAUAUUACAAUACGAUGCAUACUGAGAAUACAAUCUAGUUCCUUUUGAACAGCUCCUUUUACAUUCAAUUCAAAGACAACGUUGUGUGCUCGGGUCGUGUUAUCCCAAGCGAAUGUUCUGUCGCUCAGCCAGGAGUUCCGCUCCCGUUGGGAGCAAAUCGAACUUCUUGGACUGAUCGGACACUAAUCGAACACACAGAUUUGUAUAUAUAUUAAAGUAUAACUAAAGCUAAGCCGGACUUCCUGUACGCGCCUCCUUCAUAUUUGCAGUAUGAAAAUAAACUGUCGUCGGAAUACAAACAA
Messenger RNA from Drosophila yakuba, 967 nucleotides. Its product is annotated as nucleoplasmin-like protein. The record is from RefSeq and is a predicted model, not a curated record. Gene Ontology annotation, cellular component: cytoplasm; nucleolus; nucleoplasm. The transcript has 3 exons. Gene Ontology annotation, molecular function: chromatin binding; RNA binding; histone binding. Gene Ontology annotation, biological process: chromatin remodeling. Lineage: Eukaryota; Metazoa; Arthropoda; Insecta; Diptera; Drosophilidae. The coding region runs from base 131 to 589 and encodes 152 amino acids.